AUGGAGAUAGAUUUUGUCAAAAAGAAGGAGUCUACCACAAGCAUUGCGUCUAUAAAAUGCAAGAUUAAGCGUCUUAAAAUUCCAGCUAUGGCAUUGAACUCUUGUGCUAAACUUUCCAUUAUAACACCUGAUAUUGUUAAGCAUGUAAAAUAUGAAAUUAACAAAUCUAUAAAACAUAAUCUUAAUGGUAUUGCUAUUGUGCCAGUUGAAUCUAUUGAA
This is a messenger RNA of Funneliformis caledonium, 219 nucleotides long. NCBI's taxonomy places the organism in Eukaryota, Fungi, Glomeromycota, Glomeromycetes, Glomerales, Glomeraceae. The record is from the annotation of a GenBank genome assembly.